Messenger RNA from Capronia epimyces CBS 606.96, 207 nucleotides. RefSeq lists its product as uncharacterized. The record is from RefSeq and is a predicted model, not a curated record. The coding region runs from base 1 to 207 and encodes 68 amino acids. NCBI's taxonomy places the organism in Eukaryota, Fungi, Ascomycota, Eurotiomycetes, Chaetothyriales, Herpotrichiellaceae. The transcript is spliced from 2 exons.
AUGUCUGCACCGAACGCAGGUCGCCAGUCGCCAGAGCCCGAAACCCAGACCAAUGCUCAACAAGGACAACCUCAACCUGGCAGUGGAAAGAUCGACGAAUCUAAGUCCAAGGAUGAAGGCAAAGAAAACCAGCUCGAUGGCUUGACAAGCAACCCGACCCAUAUCCUCGAAAAGCACUCUGAAGCCACGACGAGCAAAACCACUUGA